GUCCCUUCCAUCCACCUCACCCUCCCUUUCCCUCCCUCCCGGCAGCCCCAGCCCUGGCGAGCCGCCUCCAGCAGGGGCUCCGGAGAGCAGGUCGGCGGCCUGGGCAGGGCAGCCGAAGCCAUGGAAGCCUCCGCAGGUUGCUGAACAGGGCCAGACAGCCGCAGCCGCGACUGCAGAGGCGCUGCGCCAAGCGGGGCCGGAGCGGUGCGAGCCGGCGGGCUGCGGAACGCCAGCGGACUCAGAGAGAAACACAGCAAGAGAGGGAACACAAGCAGGGGAAGUGGGAGAAGGAGAAGCAGGCUUCCUGCCAAGCAGGGAGCCCGAUGCAGGGCUCGAACUGAGGACCCUGGGAUCAUGACCUGAGCCAAAGGCAGAAGCUUUACCCACUGAGCCACCCAGGGUUUUUGGGAGGAGCCCAUGGCGCACUACAGGAAGCCCUAAGCCACACGCCAGCGGGCACUCUGGGAAGGUGACGUCGAGACUAGCCCAGCCUAACUUGGGGUUCCUGGUCCUGCUCCAGGAGUGCUCCGGCCUUCAGCCCCCGCCGAGGAGGGAGGAUUGUCCAGCACAGGGUGGGGUCCGAGUCAGGGAUCGGGUGGCCUGGCUGGUAGCGUUGAGGACGCAGUGCUGCGCUGGUGGUCAGGUGGCCCUGCCCCGAUGCCCGUGUGACCUUGGGCAAGGCCUUCAAGCUUGCUGUCCACGCUCAGUCAUCUGGAGAACUCAGGGUUGGAUCUAUGAUUUCUGGCUGCUCCCGAGGCCCUGACGACUGAGACUUUCAGUCAGGGCGCAGGAGUGUGGUAACAUCGCUGGUGAAGGCCGCCGUGGCUAGCGCCUGGCCCACCAGGCCCUCACUCGGUCCUGGGGUGUCCUGCUGAAGGGUAAGAGGAGGAGCCAUGCCAGGCAGCGGCCCCAGCGAGAGGAUGACGUGGCCUGGUCCGGCCCUCCCCGCGGCACCCCCAACGCGCCCUCUCUCCUCAGCCCCGGGGACACCGCCUCCCCCGCCCCUCACCCGGACCCGCAGCCUCAUGGCCAUGUCCCUGCCGGGCAGUAGACGGGCCUCUGCUGGAUCCCGCAGCGGGGGCCCUUUGGGCCGCAGCGGCCUGGCGGUGUUUGCCCAGUGCCCGCAGCUGCCCGCCAGCCAGAACGAGCACCUGCCUCUUCUUCCUGCCUCCAGGCGCACCUCUCCCCCCGUGAGCGUGCGGGACGCCUACGGCACCUCCUCUCUCAGCAGCAGCAGCAACUCAGGCUCCUACAAGGGCAGCGACAGCAGCCCCACGCCCAGGCGCUCCAUGAAGUACAUGCUGUGCAGCGACAACCAUGGUGUCAAGCCGCCCACCCCGGAGCAGUACCUGACACCCCUGCAGCAGAAGGAGGUGUGCAUCCGGCACCUGAAGGCACGGCUGAAGGACACCCAGGACCGGCUGCAGGACCGGGACACGGAGAUUGAUGACCUGAAGACGCAGCUGUCGCGCAUGCAGGAGGACUGGAUCGAGGAGGAGUGCCACCGUGUGGAGGCGCAGCUGGCCCUGAAGGAGGCGCGCAAGGAGAUCAAGCAGCUCAAGCAAGUCAUCGACACCGUCAAGAACAACCUGAUCGACAAGGACAAGGGGCUGCAGAAGUACUUCGUGGACAUCAACAUUCAGAACAAGAAGCUGGAGACGCUGCUGCACAGCAUGGAAGUGGCCCAGAACGGCACGGCCAAGGACGACGGCGCUGGGGAGUCGGCCGGCGGGUCCCCCGCCCGCUCCCUCACCCGCAGCUCCACCUACACCAAGCUGAGUGACCCUGCUGUCUGCGGUGACCGGCCCCCCGGCGACCACCCUGGGGCCUCUGCAGAGGAUGGGGCUGACAGCGGCUUCGCGGGGACCGAGGACACACUGAGCCGGACGGACGCACUGGAGGCCAGCAGCCUGCUGUCAUCCGGGGUGGACUGCGGCCCCGAAGAGGGCUCGUUGCACAGCAGCUUCGGCCUGGGCCCCCGCUUCCCUGCCAGCAACACCUACGAGAAGCUUCUGUGUGGCCUGGAGGCCGGCGUGCAGGUCAGCUGCAUGCAGGAGCGCGCCAUCCAGACGGACUUCGUGCAGUACCAGCCAGACCUGGACGCCAUCCUGGAGAAAGUGACCCAGGCCCAGGUCUGCGGAGCAGUCCCUGAAUCAGGGGACAGGGGCCCAGAGCUGGAGCCCCAACCCCCAGGGCCCAAAGACUGCAACUCCGCCGUGGUGGUGACGGUGGGGGACGAGCUAGAGGCCCCGGAGCCCAUCACCCGGGGGCCGAGCCCACACCGGCCCGGUGCCAACCCCAGCCCAGGCCCAUCGGUGAGUGUGGCAUGCCCCGUGGAAGAGGAGGAGGAGGCGGCUGCUGAGAAGGAACCCAAGAGCUACUGGAGUCGCCACUACAUCGUGGAUCUGCUGGCCGUGGUAGUACCGGCCGUGCCCACGGUGGCCUGGCUGUGCCGCUCCCAGCGCCGCCAGGGCCAGCCCAUUUACAACAUCAGCUCCCUGCUGCGGGGCUGCUGCACUGUGGCCUUGCACUCCAUCCGCAGGAUCAGCUGCCGCUCGCUGGGCCAGCAGGGUCCAAGCCAGGCGGCCGGCAGCUCCCAGCUGUGAGCGUGUGCGGCCCUGGCCAGCGGCUCUGACGGCCUGACCAAUGAUCGUAGGGGUGCCGCUCUCCUCCUGCUCACGCCCUGGGGGCCUCAGCUGCUUGAUUUAGUUUUGGGUAGGGGAUGUGAACAGUGUCAGGGCUGGGAGUCAGGGUUGGGGGAAGGCACCCCAAACUGUGAUAGGAGACAAGGGAAGAAAGACCAAAGGCAGAGAGGCACACGGAAGGGACACGUUGCAGAGAGAGGAGGUGGGGAGGUCCCCCAACCCAGCCCUGUCCACCUGGACCUUCACACAGGGCCGCCCGCCCCUGCCCAGAAGUCUCCGGGGUGUCGAUGUGGGGAGGCUGGGCGUGAGGUGCCCAGGGGAGCCUCCCCACCCCUACCCCGGGUCCCAUCCCAUUGCUGCCCAUCCAAGCCUCCUCCCCAGCCACCCCCUGCCCUCAGUCCAGCCUUCUGGGCCAGUAUUACCUCCUUCUGUGGAGGCAGCUGCUGCCCAGAGUACACGCUACCUGCCCAGGACUCUCAGCAGGGUCUGUAACCCCUGGGCCCCAGCUGCAGUUCUAGCAUCUUCCAGCUGCUCCCCGCUCUGGGAUUCGGAAGUGUAGUCGGGCCACAGGCAUGGGCCGGUGGAAAGACGGUGAUGGGCAAGAGGUGGCAGAGCGCAGUGUGGCUUCUGUGUCUGUCUGUCCGAGCCCUUCCCCAGGCUCUGUUUCCCUCUCCACGCUCCUGGCUAUGUCAGAUCGUUCUUCCUGUGAGAGCUGAGCCAGACAGGCUAGUGCUGGGGCUGGAGCCUCUGCCGGCCCGAGAGGAGGAGGCAGGGGCUGGCAGUUCAGGGGCACUCCUCCUGCCUUCUGAGACAAGGUCCUACAGUCUGGCAGGUGGGCUGGACUCGGCAAUCCUCCGCUGGUUUGAGAAGCCAGAGGCCAUGAUGGCCCCUGAAGCUCAGCCUGAGUUUCACAGGGGGCCUCAGGCCCAGCUUACACUUUGCACUAUGUUCACUUUGGGGCUUGGCUCUCAUGCGCCCCAGCAUCUCCACUGAGGGGCUGCUUGCAUUCUAGUGAGGGCUCCUAAACUUAGACCUAGCUGCCUCUGGAGAAAAGCCAGCAUGAUGGACGGCAGGACGGGAUAUGGAAGCCAUGAUGUCUGUCCAGGCCAAAGCAGGGCACCCGGGUCAUCUCCCAGGCAAGGACGGAGCAGGGCAGGCCGGAGCCCUGUGGCCUCCCUGCUCACAGCCUGAGGCCACUUGGCCUGGGAAGCUUCACUGUCCCCCCUCCUUCCCUGUCCCCCAGCAAAGCUGCUGACCUUUUGGGUCCCCCAGCAAAGCUGCUGACCUUUUACCACCACUAUUAUUUGAUAAAGUGAACCUGCUCCUUCUCCCCUGUGGGGCCUAUACCCGUCUGGUGGCCCCUCCCACUCUUCAGAGAUUAGGCCCCACGUGGGGGGCGGGGGGCGCUGGCGGGACCCUGUAUCUUACUCAUUCCUCUGGCCCUGGGACCACUGUGGUUCUCUGCCAAGGUUGCUCACCCGUCUCCGCUGCUCUCACAGCCACCGCCUGAGUUGGGGGCUCUGCCUUUCUUCUCUGCACCCUCCAAUCAAAGGGGGGGCCCUGCAUGCACUGGGAGUGGGCAGCCAGCUCAGCCAUGGGGCCCGCAGCCCCCUCUGCCACACGCUUUGUGCCUCCAAAGCCUCCUUCCCCUGGCUGGGGCCUCAGACCACCUGUCCUUUGCAGAGCACCACCACCCCAGCCGAAGCGCACCUGAAGUCCUGGGGCCUGGCUGGGGCUGCCCCACAGACGCUGGGGUUGUGCCAUGGAGGGGCCGUGGACACACCCAAUCUAAAGCCAAGCCGGGCCUGGCCGUGGACCCUGCCUCUCGUGCUGUGCACUCACGGAGCUGCGUAGCGUCUCCUUAGAAAUAGUCCAAGCUUUGCCGAGAAAAUAAAUGUCUGACUAUAUUUGACAACAUGAAAUCUAUAUAUUUUUCACACUGGAAUUCAGUCAAGCCACAUAGCCCCUCUGCUCCUGUCUGUGUCUUGCUCUCUGUGGCCUUCCUGUCGUGUCUCGUGUUUCAGUGGUCGGGGCCGUAGUCCACUGGGUCCCACCGGAGGUCCCAGUGAAGGGCCGUGCCAGAAGUGAGUGGCGCCACCGCUCAGGGUUGCGGAGCCCUCGCCCACAACGUCAAGGCUCUUCUCUCUUGGGGCCCUCAACGGGCAUUUCUUUCUCGUGUCAGUGGAGGCGGUGGCUCUGCACCCAGCCCCAGGAUGGACCCCGAGAGCAUGCCGGCUGGCGGCCCUGGUCCAGCCCUCCAUGUGCCCAUGCGUGUGCUCAGUGUCUGCAUCUAUGCAAAGGGGGCAGGGCGGCGCCCAAGGCUCAGAGCAAACGGGGAAGCACAGCGGCCUGCUGGCUCGGGCUCCGGCCCCAGCACCGCGGGGCACUGAGUGUGGGGCAGGAGUGCAAGGCCAAGGCCGGGGGACUGCCCCCCUCCGGUGCUCCUCCUCCAAAGCUCCCCUUUUUCCUUCUUGCUUCAUAUCUCCUCCUGCUGAGCUCUGGCCUUGCCCUCCUGCCCUCGGCUCCUGGAGCAGAAAUCGUCGGGGGGCGAGGGCCUCCCUCCACCGUCUGGCCUUGGGCUGGGGCUGAUUCCCUCCCACAGGACAUUUCCCCAGGAAGCACCUGCUGAACUGCUGGUCCCUUGGAGCCCAGGGGGCCGGAAGUGGCUUCUGCUCAGUCAUAGGGCCUGGGUCUGGGCCUUCCUGCUGCUCCUCUGGCUCUGGGCUCAGGCAGGAAUCAAAGCAUGGGCUAGGACUCUGCACACAGAGCUGGCCUCCUGCGGAGUUUAUUCUGAGCAUCUCCCAAGGGGAGAACUUAGCUUUUCACUGACCAGGCUUCCCAGGCACUGUUAGCAAUGGGGCGUCUGACAGCGCCUGGGGAGGAGCAGCCCCGCCGAUGUUCUGGGGCCUACCAGAGGCCUGAGCCCAGGGAACUCCUGACCCCAUUCUCUAGCCCAGGGGGACAGUACCAACAAGUCACAGCACACUCCCCCAUUCAGCCAUCCCCUCGAUGGAGAAGUCGGGGGGUAUGGGAAAGGGGGAAGUGGCGAGGGUCUUCAUUUUGUCUCCUUUGUCCUGUUCAGACAGAGUUGUACCUGCAGCAGACAGCUCUGAAUUAAAGCAUGAAAACACAGCAA
This is a messenger RNA of Mustela lutreola (European mink), 5781 nucleotides long. RefSeq names its product syntaphilin (gene SNPH). Bases 894 to 2606 code for a protein of 570 amino acids. Gene Ontology annotation, cellular component: cytoplasmic microtubule; mitochondrion. The transcript has 8 exons. Gene Ontology annotation, biological process: neuron differentiation. The record is from RefSeq and is a predicted model, not a curated record. Lineage: Eukaryota; Metazoa; Chordata; Mammalia; Carnivora; Mustelidae.